UACCAGACCCACACACGUGUGAUAGCUUGGAAGACAGUUCAGACAUGAUGCGCUGUGUAGCUGUGUUCCUCGUACUGUUUCUGUCUGGGGGAUUGUGUGAAACUAAUUUGUUGCACAAUGCGGAUUUUGAGAGCUCAUCCUUUUCCCACAAUUGGAAAUGUCACCACUGUCAACUAACGUCAUCGUCGGACAGUCACACAGGUCAACACAGCGUCAUGAUAUCACACAGGACUAAGUCCAGUGGGCCGUCCCAGCAAGUGCCCGUGACCCCGGGAACACGCUACUUCUUCCAGGCCCACGUUAAGCUGCUGACCACCCAGCCAGGGUAUCUGUACCACGGGAUGGAUGUAAAGGUCUCACGCACCGACGCACAAGGACACCAUACAAAUGACAUCUUGAGUAGGUCACCGUAUGUUCAGCUGGGCACGGGGUGGCACGCCAUUGGAGGGGACUACCUGGUACCCACAGACACCAAGAGCGCGGAGAUAUUCAUUGACGUGGAACCACCUCAGGUGGACUAUCUGAUGGACACGGCCAUCUUGAUGGAAGUUCCGCAACUCACUAACUUCAGGGCGGAAGCAGACGACAGGAUUGAGAAGAUCAGGAAAGCCAACGUCACGGUCAGGUUGGACAAAAACGGUCAAUCUGCUGAUCAGCUUGAAGUGGAGCUUGUGCAGACAUACAGUGAGUUUAUAACCGGAUCCGCUGUUGACUCAAAACUGUUCCUGGACCCGACUCUGACGGCCUACCGUGACUACCUCUACGACAACUUCGAGUGGGUGGUACCUGACGGCUUCCAGUGGCACCAGUCAGAGAGCAGGGAGGGCCACCCGGAUUACAGCAAGGUCAACAAGACAGUGGAUAUACUCCUAGCACAUGGAAAGAAGAUUGAAGGACACAAUCUGUUCUGGGACAACCCCCAACACAUCCCCAAUUGGCUGAAACACAAGCCUGCUGCGGACAUCCGGGCUACAAUGGAGAGGAGGACCAAGGAAGUAAUUGGUGGAUUCAAGGGGAGAGUCUUGCACUGGGACAUCAACAACGAGAACCAACACAACGACUUCUACGAGCAACAUCUGCAGGAUCCUAACAUCACCAUGUGGAUGUUCCAAAAAGCUCACGCCGCCGACCCCAACACAAAACUUUUCCUCAACGACUUCGGCAUCGUCAGCAAAAACCACCACUACACUCUGUCGUACGUCGACCAGGCCAGGACGUUCCUUGCCGCUGGAGUGCCCGUGUAUGGUGUUGGGAUACAGAGUCACUUUGAGGAGGACAUGGACUUGGCAGCAGUCAGUUUCCGGCUGGACCAAGUGGCCAAGGUCGGUCUUCCUAUCAUGAUCGCCGCUCUGAACGUGAACCAGCCGGAUGUGACGAAGAAGGCCCGGAUGUACGAGUCCCUGUACCGUCUGUACUUCAGCCACCCCGCCGUGGAGGGGAUCACGCAGUGGCACUUUUGGGACAGGGGCAUCAAGAAGCCGAACGCUAGCCUCACCUCGGGGCCAAACGUCACGCCGAACGCUGCCGGCAAGAUUGUUCGCCAGUUAGUUUGGGGAGACUGGAGAACCAAUCAGACACUCCCGAUAUCACGUGACCACGACGUUAACAUACGGGCAUUCAAGGGAGAGUACAAACUGAGAGUGAAGCAUCAUGGGAAGGUUAUCCGCGAGGAGGACUUCACCCUGGGGCAGGCGGGUGUGGAUCUGACGGUGUCUCUCAGCGGAUCAGGCACUCAGCCCAUAGUGGACCAUAUCCUGGUGGGAUGAUACAGCGCCUUACCACCCACAGCUGUGUCAUGUGUCCACGCCGCUCUACUACAGGAAUAAAUACAGUUAUGUUGCAAUGUGA
Haliotis rufescens (red abalone) is the source of this 1848-nucleotide messenger RNA. Its product is annotated as anti-sigma-I factor RsgI6-like. The transcript has 13 exons. The record is from RefSeq and is a predicted model, not a curated record. Lineage: Eukaryota; Metazoa; Mollusca; Gastropoda; Lepetellida; Haliotidae. Gene Ontology annotation, molecular function: hydrolase activity, hydrolyzing O-glycosyl compounds. Bases 45 to 1766 code for a protein of 573 amino acids. Gene Ontology annotation, biological process: carbohydrate metabolic process.